AUGCUACCGGCGACCGGGAGCCCUGCAGCCGGUGAAAACCGGGUUGGCAAUACAAAACACUUGAUAUCUGUCGUGCGUGCUCACACAGUGCCGGCCGCCGGGUCCCGAUUCCAGUCAAGUCUGUGUCGUUUAUGGGACAAAAGCGGAGCAGAAUAUUCUGAUAAAAACAUUCGUGACAGAGCUUGGAUUGAGAUCGGGAUCGCCAUGUAUGAAGACUGGAACUGUGCAACACUGAAUGAAAGAGAUGACAGAGUAAAGGAGAUGAAGAACAAAUGGAGACACAUCCGGGACCACUUCUUCAGGGUUGUCAAUAAAGGGAAGAGUGGAGAUGCUGCUCCAAAGAAAAAAAAGAAAUAUAUAUAUGCAGAUUCUUUGAGUUUUUUGAUGAGUUAUGAAACUAAGCGACCAACUUCUGGUAACAUAGCAGCUACUGAAGACGAAAAUGUUGAUGAGCCACAAGAGAGCGAAGCUUCGGAGGAAGCGGAUGAAACAAGACCAGUGGAAGAAAGACCUGCUACGGAAAAAAAUACAGCUACAGACAAAAAUAUUAGAGAACCCGCUGUGAAGAAAAAAAAAUUAUCUGCUUUCCAAUCCGAACUAUUGAAGAAAUUGGAUACAUCGUCUGCAACCGAAGAGGAUGUAGACC
This is a messenger RNA of Homalodisca vitripennis (glassy-winged sharpshooter), 646 nucleotides long. RefSeq lists its product as uncharacterized. Gene Ontology annotation, cellular component: nucleus; transcription regulator complex. Lineage: Eukaryota; Metazoa; Arthropoda; Insecta; Hemiptera; Cicadellidae. The record is from RefSeq and is a predicted model, not a curated record. The annotation marks the transcript as partial. Gene Ontology annotation, biological process: regulation of transcription by RNA polymerase II. The transcript is spliced from 3 exons.